CUGAUGAAGAUGAAGGAGCUGCUCCUCUUCCUCUCCUGUGUCCUCUGUGUCUUUGCUGACGCUCUGCACAGUGACAUUAGUACCGUUGGCUGUUCAGACUCUGAUGGAGAGUACAUGUAUGGACUGGAUGGUGAAGAGAAAUGGUACGCAGACUUCAACAAAAAGGAGAUGAUCUACCCUCAGCCUCCUUUUAUGGAUCAUGGGACUUACCCAGGAGCUUAUGAACAAGCUGUGGCUAAUCAACAGGUCUGCAAAACCAACCUGCAGACUGCUCGUAAAGUGAUGAAGGACUUCCCUCUAGAACAGGAUGCUCCUUCAGCUGUGAUGAUCUACACCAGAGAUGAGGUGGAGUUUGGAGAGAAGAACUAUCUCAUUUGUUACGUGACUGGUUUCUAUCCUGCUCCUGUCAACGUCUCCUGGACCAAGAACGGACAGAAGGUCACAGGAUCCAGCAUCAACGUUCCCUAUCCCAACAAAGACGGGACCUUCACCCAGAUCUCCAGACUGGACUUCACCCCACAGCAGGGAGACGUGUACAGCUGUGCAGUGCAACAUCUGGCCCUGACUGAACCACUGACCAAGAUCUAUGAUGUGCAGGCGUCUGGUCAGUCUGAUCCAGGUGUUGGACCCUCUGUAUUCUGUGGAGUGGGUCUGACUGUGGGUCUGCUCGGUGUGGCUGCUGGAACCUUCUUCCUCAUCAAAGGAAAUGAGUGCAGCUGAUUGGCUCACAGUGAUGAUGUCGUCAACAUUAUAUAAUGAGCUCAUAAUCAGUGUGGCUGUACAGAGUUCACCUGUAGUGAACAUCUGAUUCCUCUUUUCU
Molecule: messenger RNA, 820 nt
Organism: Maylandia zebra (zebra mbuna)
Lineage: Eukaryota; Metazoa; Chordata; Actinopteri; Cichliformes; Cichlidae
Source: RefSeq, a predicted model, not a curated record